This is a messenger RNA of Oryza sativa Japonica Group (Japanese rice), 463 nucleotides long. RefSeq lists its product as uncharacterized. NCBI's taxonomy places the organism in Eukaryota, Viridiplantae, Streptophyta, Magnoliopsida, Poales, Poaceae. The record is from RefSeq and is a predicted model, not a curated record.
CAUGAACAAAGAUCAACUUACACCACAAGGAAACAAACUCAGAAACCACGUGACUCUACCAAACCACAUCGAUCGAACAGAAAAAAUCGCAAAGAUGGAGAACGAGAAGGGGGAAGCUAAGAAGAAAAAGAAGAUCUGCUCCAAAUCUGAAAGUCAACUCCAAAGAAAAUUUAAAGAAGGAAAAAAUGUAUUUGGAGAGUCUACUCAACUGAGCAACAUGCUGGGCACAGGAGCAGAACAAGUCAUCAAAGAAAAAGAACUAAUAGGAAAAAAUGUAUUUGGAGAGUCUACUCAACUGAGCAACAUGCAGGACAAAAAAGCUGAACAAGUCAUCAAAGAAAAAGAACUAAUAGGAACAAAAAAGUUUGGAGAGUCUUCUCAACUGAGCAACAUGCAGGACAGAGCAGCUGAACAAAUCAUCAAAGAAAAAGAACUAAUAGGUAUUUAUUUGUGUGCUAUAUGA